AUGAAGCCAUCAAUUCAUCAUCGUCCAUACUUGAGCACAUUGAGCCGUACAGGCUUACUGCACAAUAGUCAACAGCAACCCGGUUCGGAUAGUAUAAGCCUUAAUAUAUUUUUGUUAUUGAAACAGAGAGAACUUGUACCUGAUAGAGCUGGCUCACUUUGUCCAUUACCGCUUGUAUGGGCUGCUCGUCAGUAUGCCAAUAUACAAGUCUCUGAAAACAAAACCAUUGGAUCUCACACUGCUGGAAACGGAUGCACUUGGCUUGAUAUUGCUCAGAGCAAUGAUCGAUUUUUGCUGGCAGCUAGAACCGAUCUGUCCAUUUCUAUAUAUGACUUGGAUGAUCACAUACAGCAUUUUAAUGGCAUGAAUACAACCCGUCGAGUAGCAACAAUAUCAAGUGGACUGGGUCAUUCCGCAAAGAUCACUGGUGUCUAUUGGUUCCCACUUGAUCCUGGACUGUUUACUACAAGUUCGUUUGAUCGCUGUAUCAAAGUGUGGGACUCGGCUACUCUAGAAGCCGCGUUUACCUUUAGGUUGGACGACUCGGUGUAUACUCAUGUCAUGUCCCCGAUUGCUUCAACCCAUGCGUUGAUUGCAGCUGGAACAAAGGCUUCGCAUAUUCGACUAUGCGAUUUAAAAAGUGGUGCAUUGACACAUUCAUUGGCUGGACAUAAAGGGCCGGCAGUAUCACUUCAGUGGUCACCAGUGCACGAGUUUCUUCUUGCCUCUGGAAGUGUCGAUGGCACAAUAAAGUUUUGGGAUAUUCGCAAGGGAAAUGCGUGCAUAUGGUCAACCUAUCACAGUGAAAAUAUGCACUACUCAAAAACUAGUCCAUAUUCUCAACAUCCACGUGUCAACGGUCUAAUAUUUACUUCGGAUGGUCAAUCUCUUGUCAGUACCUCUCACGAUGAACGCAUUCAUCUUUGGAAUGUCAUGGCAGGUACACGUCGCGAGGUCUACUAUGGUCCACAUUUUCAUAAUCGUACUCCUGCAACAUUGAAAAUGGCCAUCACACCUUUAGACUCUACUUUACGUCCACUAUUGAUUUAUCCAUCCGACACACACCAUAUACUAAUGUAUGACUUGUGGACAGGCGAGUUGGUAAAGCGACUAUCAGCACAUUUGGGACGAGUUGGGUGUAUUGCUAUUCGACCAGAAACCCAGCAAUUUGUUUCUGGUGGGGUGAGUGAUCCAAUUCUUUUAUGGGAGCCUAAAAAUUCAACUGAGCAGAACAAAACAAACCAAAAUCAGUUUGGUAAUGGCGAGCUUGAUCCAAUGGAUGAUGCAUGGAGUGACGCAGAAUCUGGAUAG
Messenger RNA from Batrachochytrium dendrobatidis JAM81, 1311 nucleotides. RefSeq lists its product as uncharacterized. The transcript has 7 exons. The record is from RefSeq and is a predicted model, not a curated record. Gene Ontology annotation, biological process: transcription-coupled nucleotide-excision repair; proteasome-mediated ubiquitin-dependent protein catabolic process; protein polyubiquitination. Gene Ontology annotation, cellular component: Cul4A-RING E3 ubiquitin ligase complex; nucleotide-excision repair complex. The coding region runs from base 1 to 1311 and encodes 436 amino acids. Gene Ontology annotation, molecular function: protein binding. NCBI's taxonomy places the organism in Eukaryota, Fungi, Chytridiomycota, Chytridiomycetes, Rhizophydiales.